Molecule: messenger RNA, 177 nt
Organism: Sphenostylis stenocarpa
Lineage: Eukaryota; Viridiplantae; Streptophyta; Magnoliopsida; Fabales; Fabaceae
Source: the annotation of a GenBank genome assembly
AUGCCUAAUAUCGGAUCUGCACAGCGAGGGCCCAAUUUGCAUGUUACAAACAAAAAAAUUGACGAUGAUCGAGAAAUGGGAAUGAAGCAAACGGAAGAUGGAAGUCAUGUAUCUCUGGCGUGUUACUCGAAUGCGGUGCAGUUUUUAAGGUGUGGGGUUUUGGGGAAGAUACAGUAA